AUGGUGCUCGCGUACGUCGGUGUCCGAUUCUUCGCUCGUACGGCCACGAAGCUGCGUGCGCCGUCCGCGCCCGGGUGCCAUGGGUCUCAGCGCAACUUGUCGUCGCUCCCGUCGCACUACGCGCUGCCCUCUGGGGACAAGAUCCCUGCAGUAGCCCUCGGGGUGUGGCAGGCAGGCAAGGGAGAAGUAGGAGCAGCUCUGAAGACGGCGCUGGACACGGGCUACAGGCAUAUUGAUGGUGCUUGGAUCUACGGGAACGAAGCAGAAGUGGGAGAGGCGAUCAAGGCGAGCGGAGUUCCUCGCGAAGAGCUCUGGCUGACCUCUAAGCUUUGGAAUACGUUCCACGCGCCAGAGGACGUCGAGUCCGCUCUGGACGACACGUUGAGCAAGCUUGACACUGAAUAUCUCGAUCUGUAUCUGAUGCACUGGCCAAUCGCAUUCAAGAAAGGCACAACAGAGCUCGACGAGACGCUGACGGCUAACCCGUACCCCACAUGGCAGAAGCUGGAGGAGAUGGUUGAGAAGGGCAAAGUUCGCAACAUCGGCAUUAGCAACUUCAACAUUCCCCGCGUACAGAACCUGACGGCGAACGCGCUGAAGGUGCAGCCGGCCGUGAACCAGGUCGAGCUCAACUUCUGGAACCCCCAGCCGGAGCUGCUCGCGUGGUCCAAGGCGCACGGCCUGCUGCUCGAGGCGUACUCGCCGCUCGGCAGCAGCAAGCAGGUGAAGGAGACGCUGGACCUGCCCGUCGUGCAGACGAUCGCGAAGCAGCUCGGCAUCACGCCUGCGCAGGCGAUCAUCUCCUGGCAUGUGCAGCGCGGGACGAUCGUCCUUCCGAAGAGUGUGACGCCGUCGCGUGUGCAGGAGAACUUCCACGUGCAAGCGCUGCCCGACGAUCUCUUCGAGGAGCUGGAAAAGGCUGCGACCUCGCACUCUCCGCAGCGCGUUGUGAACCCGUCGAAGAAUUGGAAGCUGUCGUUUGACGUGUUCGAUGAUUACCCUCAGUAGUGGAAGACAGUACUGUAGGUUAUGCGGGCGGAUUGUCCAUGUAAGGACGCUGUAUGUGGGAGUGCGUAGCGUCAAUUCUUGUCUCCGUCAAAAUAUAUGAUGGCCUUCGCCCCUG
Messenger RNA from Postia placenta MAD-698-R-SB12, 1123 nucleotides. RefSeq lists its product as hypothetical. The transcript is spliced from 9 exons. NCBI's taxonomy places the organism in Eukaryota, Fungi, Basidiomycota, Agaricomycetes, Polyporales, Adustoporiaceae. Gene Ontology annotation, cellular component: cytosol. Gene Ontology annotation, molecular function: aldose reductase (NADPH) activity. Bases 1 to 1008 code for a protein of 335 amino acids. The record is from RefSeq and is a predicted model, not a curated record.